AUGUCGAGGUUGAUUAUCAUUUUGUUUGUGGAAAGGUGGGGGGACAAUGAGUUGCGUGUUGCUUAUUGUUUUACCGCAGAUCAGAUUGCUGAUAUCUUCACUAAGGGUCUAUCUCCUACUCCGUUUUCUUUACUUCAGUCCAAGCUGCCUGUGCUCCCCCGCCCCGUCAACUUACGGGGGUGUAAUGAGAUGUAA
Messenger RNA from Prunus armeniaca (apricot), 195 nucleotides. The record is from the annotation of a GenBank genome assembly. Lineage: Eukaryota; Viridiplantae; Streptophyta; Magnoliopsida; Rosales; Rosaceae.